Molecule: messenger RNA, 156 nt
Organism: Lasiosphaeria miniovina
Lineage: Eukaryota; Fungi; Ascomycota; Sordariomycetes; Sordariales; Lasiosphaeriaceae
Exons: 1
Source: RefSeq, a predicted model, not a curated record
AAAGGAGAAAAUCUGGAAUAUUACCUUCAGCAGAUUGACAUCUUCGUCCUCUCACGCCCCGAAGAAUUUCAGGCCUUUCGCACCCGGGUUCGAAACAUUCUUGAUUGGGGAAAUGACACUCGCCUGAAGCAGAUCGGGGCCGCCUUGGAUAUCAUU